AUGAAGGUUGAAGUAGAAGUAGUCUCCAAGGAGAUCAUCACCCCAUCUUCUCCAACCCCUGCACAUCUUCGCCAUUACCAGCUCUCCUCCCUUGAUCAAUUAUCUCCCCUGGUUUAUAACCCUUUGGUCCUCUUCUAUGAGUUCAAUGACAAGACAGGCAUUCCCUACCUUGAAGCUCAUGUCAAUUGCAAACUCUCUGACUUCCUCAAGAAUCCGAUCCCUGAUCAACUUAGCAAAUUCCUGCCGUUUGAGCUUGAUGAUCAUAUUGGUAAGGAGUUGGCACUAGGAGUCCAGCUCAGCAUCUAUGAAUGUGGAGGCAAAAUUUGGGCCGCCAAAGCCCGUGGCGAAUCCAACAUAGAGCAUCCAGACUUUCUGUCAGGAACACGUUUUCUGCUGAAGGAUGUGAUGGCAUAUGAUUCAAGCUUCAAUUCCACCAGGAAUAAAGUUACAAAGAGGUUUUUAUUCAAUGCCUCUAUGAUAGAGGCUCUCAAAGCAGAGUAUGUGGAAAGUGCUGUAGGCUUGGAAGAAAACCAGAAACCCCCUUCACGUGUUGAUGCUUUAACAUCCUUCAUAUGGAGUUGA
Molecule: messenger RNA, 582 nt
Organism: Fragaria vesca subsp. vesca
Lineage: Eukaryota; Viridiplantae; Streptophyta; Magnoliopsida; Rosales; Rosaceae
Product: vinorine synthase-like
Exons: 3
Coding region: 1-582 (193 amino acids)
Source: RefSeq, a predicted model, not a curated record